ACGUGAAAGUAAUGCGAUUGGUCCUGCUGAUUCCUAAACAGAAACCAGAUACACUACCGCAGACGUCUACAGUCAAUUUCUGCCGAAACUUCAAUUCAUUAUAGACGCAAAGGAAAUCCAGGUCAUGUUUUAAAGAAUAUAGCACACUUGCAUAUAAUGGGAAGGAGUGCCGCUGUCAGCUCUGGGUUUGUCGCUCAGGCCUGUUAAAGCAUUAGCCGCCUGCAGCUGUCGUGCGCGCGCACUCACAGAGGCAAAAUGGUGUUGUUGUUGAAUCCACUGGAGAAUCUUAAGACCUACAUAAGUAAUCGUCCGCCACUGGUCAUUUUUAUGGUCAGCGUCAGUGCUGUGGCCAUUGCUUUUCUCACUAUUGGAUACUUUUUUAAGAUCAAGGAGAUCAAAUCACCUGAGAUGACAGAGGAUUGGAACACAUUCCUUCUCCAAUUUAAUGAGAUUGACUUUUGCAUCUCGGAAAAUGAGACACUGAAGCAUAGCUUGAACGAGUCUACUACACCAGAGAGCACAGUAACCAGCAGCCAGGUGCGAUCCAGCACCCAGUCACCACCCCUCCUGGAGGACCCAGGGCCAAUCAACAUCUCUGUGGCCAUCACACUGACCCUGGAUCCGUUGCGGCCGUUUGGGGGCUAUUCACGUAAUAUUACCCACCUUUACGCCAGUGUGCUCGGGCAGCAAGUUGGCCUUUCAGGCAGAGAGGCCCAUGAAGAGAUGAACAUCACUUUCACCCUGCCUGUAGCCUGGAACUCAGAUGACUGUGUUCUACAUGGCCGUUGUGAGCAGAUGGUCUUUAGCACCUGUAUGACCAUCACAGCAGCCAGUAAUGUCUUCCCUGUCACAGUGCAGCCACCUCACUGUAUCCCAGAGACCUACAGCAAUGCCACAUCCUGGUACAAGAUUUUCACCACAGCGCGAGACUCGGACUCUAAGUACACACAGGAAUACAACCCAUUCUGGUGUUACAAAGGUGCCAUUGGGAAGGUGUAUCACGCACUGAAUCCUAAGCUCACUGUCAUCGUUCCAGAUGAUGAUCGCUCUCUCAUUAACCUGCACCUCAUGCACACCAGCUACUUCCUGUUUGUGAUGGUCAUCACAAUGUUCUGCUACGCAGUCAUCAAGGGCAGGCCUGGCAAAGUUCGACAGAACAACCCAGAUUUCUAUCCUGAAAAGGUGGCCUUGUCAGCAGGAUAAAGGGGGUCAAAGGUGAACAUCUGAACUGAAGCAUAUCAGAAAGGGAAGUUGUGAGAAACUACAUGUUGCCUAAACCCAGGAGAAGGGUGCAAAAAAAAAAAAAACAAGCUCUGUGAAUGCAUUUCUCUGCAAUGUUGGGUCACUCCAACCAAAGACAUUUAAGUGCCUGUAUGUACUGUAAAUAAUUAUAGGACUCUUAAAUUCAGUAAAGAAGCAGUUUGCCUGAGCUUCCCCCCUGUGCCAUGCUGUAAAUGUUCAGUAUAUUCAGUAUCAACAGAGGAGAAUGUUUGCCUUGUGUUCGGAUGGGGAAUAUUACCUCCGCAACAUUUUAUCCAUUGUCAUAAUUCAUUCUUCUGUACCUUUCAAGGUGUUAAUCAAAGAUCAACUACUUCUGUGAUGUUUGACUUUGUAUUUGAGGUGAUUGAACAUCUUACCGUGUUUACCUUGUCAUUCCUUAUGUGUCUUUGUCAACACAUUAUUGUGUCCAUGCCAGAUUCUGCCAUGGUGCUGCUUUUGAUUCCUCUUAAAGGACAUACAGAUGCAUGGAGCCCUCUCAUGGAGAUUGAUCAUGUUACUGGUCAUAAUCUUGGAAAGGGUUCCUCUAGAGAUGACACAUCUGUACGUUAUGUUUCUUUUAUCUUUGGUUUUGCUGUUGUCUGUGAACAUACUUGUCAGAAAGAGAUGACUAAGCAAAACCUGAUGCAGUGCUUUGUUAAAGGAAUAGCUUGCUAAAAAAUAUAUAUUUUCACCAUGUUAUUCCAAAACCAUAGGACUGACUUUCUUCUGCAGAACACAAAAGGAGGAAUUUUAAAGGAUGUCCAUUUUGCUGAUUUCCAUACAGUGGUAGUUCAAAGUGAUUCACAUUUUAAGCUUUAAAAGUGUCAUAAAAUGUAGAGCCAUGCUUGUUCAGAUGUUCAUGCAAGAACUUAUCACGAGAAAUUGCGCUGUUUUUGCUUUUGUGAAAUUUAAGAGCGAGCCAUUGUGAAUGAGCUUCUAUCAUGCACUCCAGAAUGUGGAAAGUCAGGAUUUACACUGCAAAAUAACUCACAUUUUGCAUUAUCGUAAGCCUUCAGAAGACUUGAAAUAUGACACAUCAGUCCCAUGGACUACUUUUAUGACACUUUUGGGGCGUUUUUUUUAUUUCUUUUUUUUUUUUUUUAAGUGAAUCAACUGCCAUUGUACAGAGAUCCUCAAACUCCCUUUUUUUUUCUUCUUUCUUUUUUAUAUACAUAAGAAAAAAAUACAGGUUUGGAACAAGAUGAAGUGAGUAAAUAAUCACAGAAUUUGUGUUAUUGGGUGAGAUAUUCUUUUACACUCCUCAAAUUCAAACUUGUGAAAAACAUGUUUCUUUGGCAGGCUCGGUAAACACAUCCUAUCUACUUCAACCGUAAUUGGAAUGUCUCUUUGAAAACAGAUGAAAGUCCUGAUCUUGCGACAGUGGUACAAGGGAUUUGUGUUGAUUUAAUGUGCAAGAAAGAUAAAAUGAUGUAACGAUCCAUUGCCUUUUUGCUUCAUGUCUCAUUUAGAUCCACGAUUGUUUCUUGACACUGCUCAACUGAAUGUACUUGUGCGAUGCUACAUAAAUAAUAUUGCAUAAUCUCUUGUACAUUUAACAUUUGUGUGUUAAAAAAAAUGGUAAAUCCCUAUUGUAGAUAUUUUUUUUUUGUAAUCUAUUGGCUUUAUUUUACAGUUUUGAACCAACAAUUUUAACUUUUUCUUUACCCAUUGCUCAGCCAUCCAUUGUUUUUCUUGCCUUUUGAAUCUCUUGCCAUUUAAUGUUUUUGUUUGCCUAAGUAUAAAAUUAGGCAUCAAUGCCUCGUUUUAAUCUUAGUGCAAUAUCUGAGCAGUCAUCUUGCCUUCAAAUGUACGGGGUUGUUAUUUUCAUUUUCAAUAGGUUUUCAUUUUCACACAAUGAAACAUAUCGUGCAUGAGUGAUCAUAUCAAAUAGACGUGCAUGGUGUCUGAAAAGAAAUAUUUUGGAUUGUAAAUAUAACAGGAGAGUGUUGCUGAUACCUUUGGUCGUCGGCCUUUAUUUCAUUCCCCUAUUUGGUUUGCAUUAUUUUAUCUCCUGUCUACAGUCAGAAAUCUAGCACAUACAUGGUCUUUGUUAAUUAUUCUUCAAAAUGAUACAUGAUCUGGGCUUUUACUUUAAAGCAAGUGAAACUUUUAGUGGCCAUCUUUAACUGUACCCGUCAUUGUCAUUUAUUACCACCCCCUUAUUUAUCUUCCUUUAUUACAGCCCAUAAUAAAUGACCAUCCAACCACUAAUGUGCCUUUGCACUAGUCAGCUCAGCUGUUGCCUGUGUACUGUAUAUAGCACCAUUUUUGUGUUUAAAUACCAUUUUCAUUCUCUAGUUGAUCCUGCUGUAUGAAGUUUGAGUUGAAAUAAAUACAUCUUGACUGUUCACAUUUACUUUCUGUAUGUCUAACCCCUAUUCAAAACUCCAGUAACGAUUGUAAAAGUCAUGCUGUCUUUUCACUAUAUUAAGGAGAGUUUAUAUUUGUUUUACACGCCAGUGCUUUGUUUACUACAACUGUUUUAAUAGAUUUUGAAGUAAGACACAUGGUGAUAUUGGGAAAACUGUCAUGGGAUGAUCGCAAAAUACUUUGAAACCUCUUAGAAAAGCAAUAUUUUGGAUUUGAGUUCGUAUGUGCAACUAAUGCAUUUGCGUUUUCUAUUCUUAGUUCAAUUCUAUGUUCAAACCCAGAGACAUUUGCUCAUGUCUAGUUUCAUUUUGAGAUCAGAUUCAUUCCUGUCUGAUCACUGAAUGAAUGUUUCUGCUUCAUAAAUGCAGCUAAUAAGAAUAAUUACUGCAGUCAUUAUAGUUGGCCUUUCAGUGCUGCUGGACAAUGGAAAAUGACAAUGAAUUCCACGGAUGCUACCUGAUGCUUGGAUCAUAUUGAUCUUUCCCUUCAUCUCUCCUUUGGGCUUGUAGCAUUAGUGAAGUGUAUUUGUUAGUAGUAGAAAUCUACUUGUGUGAACUUGCGGCACACCCGCUUGCUGGUUCCGUUGUGUUGGCGAGAGGUGUUGCAAGCCCUUUGACUUGUCAUGAUGCAUGAUUGUAAAUGUUCUACCUGCUGACCUGUUUGUAUGAGGACAAUCCCUUGGUUUAUUUUCUGUUUGUAAGAUAUUGUAGACACAUGCUUUGCUGAAUAAAAUCAGA
Molecule: messenger RNA, 4367 nt
Organism: Xyrauchen texanus (razorback sucker)
Lineage: Eukaryota; Metazoa; Chordata; Actinopteri; Cypriniformes; Catostomidae
Product: transmembrane protein 248
Exons: 7
Coding region: 256-1203 (315 amino acids)
Source: RefSeq, a predicted model, not a curated record